CUCGAAAUUGGGUCUCCGAGAGUCGCAAAGGUUGGAAUCGGUCAAUGUUGGAUCCUGUGGAGUACAGCGAGCCAUGGUUAGCGUGGCCAGGUUUGGUGGUAUAAAUCCAUUCACAUCAUUUUGUGUCCCGUUAGCGUGCGAGGUGCGAGCAAAAUAGCAAGCAGACCUGAACCGAACGACGCCACCCAAAUCUCAGAGCUCACCGCGGAAAACUUGGCUAUAUCAUAUCCACACCUUCUGGAUUCAAACUUUUUUCUUUGAUCUUUCUUGUUUUUUUUUCCCAUCCCUUUCUCCGUUCUCCCCCCCCACCCCUCUUAUUCCCAGAGAAAAGCCAGAACCGGAGAAACAGAGAGAAGAGGAAGAAGAUAUGUCUGCAGCUCCUUCCAUCACUCCCAUAAAGAUUCAAAUCUCUCCUCCACCUCAUCGAUGUAAGUUCUCUUUAAAACCAUCCACCAUUGUUAGGAGCUCUAAAGCUGAGGGCCCUCCGAGGAGGCCUGCAGCUCCUCCUCUUCCAUCCCUCUCCCCAACUCCUCCCGUGAAACCAGCCACCCCAUCCCAGUCUCCUCGCAGGCGACCCGAAGCGGCGGUGGCGAUGGAGGAGGUGGUGACUUUGGAGUACCAGAGGAAGGUGGCCAAGGAGCUGCAGGAGUACUUUAAGCAGAAGAAGAUAGAGGAGGCAGAUCAGGGCCCCUUCUUUGGCUUUAUGGGCAAAAAUGAGAUCACAAAUGGCAGAUGGGCGAUGUUUGGGUUUGCUGUUGGAUUGCUAACAGAAUAUGCAACGGCCUCAGAUUUUGUUCAGCAGAUGAAGAUCCUUCUCUCCAAUUUUGGGAUUGUGGACUUGGAAUGAUGCUUCUUCAACAUCAAAUUGUAUACAAGUCGAAUCAGUCCAAUUCAACUUAUCGCAAUUGAUUAUUUUGAAUUCGAUCGAUUCUUGUUAAAUGGAUCAUUUGGACUGUCAUAUAUCACAUUUUCACUCUCUUUGAAUUAUAACAAUGUAAAGUUUCAUUGCUCUUUCUUUCUU
Elaeis guineensis (African oil palm) is the source of this 1021-nucleotide messenger RNA. RefSeq names its product light-harvesting complex-like protein OHP2, chloroplastic. Gene Ontology annotation, cellular component: chloroplast thylakoid membrane. The record is from RefSeq and is a predicted model, not a curated record. Lineage: Eukaryota; Viridiplantae; Streptophyta; Magnoliopsida; Arecales; Arecaceae.